Gekko japonicus is the source of this 1773-nucleotide messenger RNA. RefSeq names its product zinc finger protein 658B-like. Gene Ontology annotation, biological process: regulation of transcription by RNA polymerase II; central nervous system development. The record is from RefSeq and is a predicted model, not a curated record. The transcript has a single exon. Gene Ontology annotation, cellular component: nucleus. Gene Ontology annotation, molecular function: DNA-binding transcription factor activity, RNA polymerase II-specific; RNA polymerase II cis-regulatory region sequence-specific DNA binding. NCBI's taxonomy places the organism in Eukaryota, Metazoa, Chordata, Lepidosauria, Squamata, Gekkonidae. Bases 1 to 1773 code for a protein of 590 amino acids.
AUGGUUGACAAUCGAGAUGGAAGAAAGCGUAAUGUACAUUUUUCAAAGUACAGGAUACUGAAGGCAGGUAAAUCCAUUCAGUGUGGAAAGUACAUCAGAAAUAGAUCACAUCUCUUUGUGCACCAAACAAUACACAGAGGGGAGAAACCUUUUGAAUGCUCAGAGUGUGGAAAGAGAUUCAGUAGAAGUGGCUAUCUUCAAGUUCACCGAAGAACUCACACAGGGGAGAAACCUUUUGAAUGCUCAGAGUGUGGAAAGAGAUUCAGUAGAAGUGGCUAUCUUCAAGUUCACCGAAGAACUCACACAGGGGAGAAACCUUUUGAAUGCUCAGAGUGUGGAAAGAGAUUCAGUAGAAGUGGCUAUCUUCAAGUUCACCGAAGAACUCACACAGGGGAGAAACCUUUUGAAUGCUCAGAGUGUGGAAAGAGAUUCAGUAGAAGUGGCUAUCUUCAAGUUCACCGAAGAACUCACACAGGGGAGAAACCUUUUGAAUGCUCAGAGUGUGGAAAGAGAUUCAGUAGAAGUGGCUAUCUUCAAGUUCACCGAAGAACUCACACAGGGGAGAAACCUUUUGAAUGCUCAGAGUGUGGAAAGAGAUUCAGUAGAAGUGGCUAUCUUCAAGUUCACCGAAGAACUCACACAGGGGAGAAACCUUUUGAAUGCUCAGAGUGUGGAAAGAGAUUCAGUAGAAGUGGCUAUCUUCAAGUUCACCGAAGAACUCACACAGGGGAGAAACCUUUUGAAUGCUCAGAGUGUGGAAAGAGAUUCAGUAGAAGUGGCUAUCUUCAAGUUCACCGAAGAACUCACACAGGGGAGAAACCUUUUGAAUGCUCAGAGUGUGGAAAGAGAUUCAGUAGAAGUGGCUAUCUUCAAGUUCACCGAAGAACUCACACAGGGGAGAAACCUUUUGAAUGCUCAGAGUGUGGAAAGAGAUUCAGUAGAAGUGGCUAUCUUCAAGUUCACCGAAGAACUCACACAGGGGAGAAACCUUUUGAAUGCUCAGAGUGUGGAAAGAGAUUCAGUAGAAGUGGCUAUCUUCAAGUUCACCGAAGAACUCACACAGGGGAGAAACCUUUUGAAUGCUCAGAGUGUGGAAAGAGAUUCAGUAGAAGUGGCUAUCUUCAAGUUCACCGAAGAACUCACACAGGGGAGAAACCUUUUGAAUGCUCAGAGUGUGGAAAGAGAUUCAGUAGAAGUGGCUAUCUUCAAGUUCACCGAAGAACUCACACAGGGGAGAAACCUUUUGAAUGCUCAGAGUGUGGAAAGAGAUUCAGUAGAAGUGGCUAUCUUCAAGUUCACCGAAGAACUCACACAGGGGAGAAACCUUUUGAAUGCUCAGAGUGUGGAAAGAGAUUCAGUAGAAGUGGCUAUCUUCAAGUUCACCGAAGAACUCACACAGGGGAGAAACCUUUUGAAUGCUCAGAGUGUGGAAAGAGAUUCAGUAGAAGUGGCUAUCUUCAAGUUCACCGAAGAACUCACACAGGGGAGAAACCUUUUGAAUGCUCAGAGUGUGGAAAGAGAUUCAGUAGAAGUGGCUAUCUUCAAGUUCACCGAAGAACUCACACAGGGGAGAAACCUUUUGAAUGCUCAGAGUGUGGAAAGAGAUUCAGUAGAAGUGGCUAUCUUCAAGUUCACCGAAGAACUCACACAGGGGAGAAACCUUUUGAAUGCUCAGAGUGUGGAAAGAGAUUCAGUAGAAGUGGCUAUCUUCAAGUGCACCGAAGAACCCACACAGGGGAGAAACCUUUUGAAUGCUUAGAGUCUGGAAAGUGA